GACCGCAGACCCCCAUUUUCGGCGGAAACCUUCCCAGAGCUAUAGGGCUACAUAUGGAAACUGGGGAUCAAAAUUUUAGGAAAAAGGAAAAUCGACGCGGUUAAUUUCUUUUUUGUUCUUUUUUUUAAAAAUCGGUUUCUAUCUGAUUAUUUUUUGCGUGUGUGUUUUUAAAAAACCUUCUAAAUCAGUUAAUUUCUUUGUUGAGCCUUGAUUUCCUCAUUCCAUCGUGUGUGCAGGCUUGAUUUGUGAGAAGCCAGCGUGAUAUUUCAUUUUAACCCCACAUUAGGUCGUUGUAAAACACCCCGAGGAUUGCUUUUAUUUCCUCUCGACGGGACUUGAAUGCGUCCAUUUGUUAACUCUCUUUUGUUUCCACUAAUAUGACAGAUUUCCCUGCUGUCCUUCGCUUUCCUCCCCAGUUUGCCUUUUCCCUUUCUGACUAACAAAACACGUUAGGAUAACAGUAUUAACAAUAGUCUUUAGGGUAGCUUUGACUCUAGUUAGCUAUAAUUCUAAAUUCUUAUUAGUAAACGCAAUGUUAUAAGCUCUGACUAAAGCAACUCACUGUAACAGACAUAUUGAACUGUUGUACUGUAAGCCUGUUAUUACUCCAACCGUCUCUGUGCUCCCUUUGAGCUCAUGUUAAUUCAGCUCUGUGCUCAGCUGUAACCUUUACAAGUCCAGAAACGUUUUCUUUUCUUUUGCAGGCCUGCAGAGAGUAAACCUCAGUUUAGGUUUUUUUAUAUCUCACUUCCAUUUCUAGACUGGACUCUGUAGGCUUUAGGACGCAGUUAACGCUUCUUUAGCUCGGUUAUUAUUCACAUUUGUAGCUUUUCUUGCUGCUCCAUCUGCAGCUGAAGGCCUGUUGAAGGGCUGUCACCCUCUGCACACCUGAUUUUUUUUAAAAAAAACAAGAUCCUUUUGGGAGUAAAAGUGAAAAGAACCUGAGAGGAGAGACAGCUCUGCCUCUUCCUCUCUUCACCUCCCGUUCAACAAAACCUCCUUCCUUCCUCAGUUUUUCUCUUGUUUUGGUCCUCACCCAAACGCAACCAUAAGGUUCCUACCGCAUCCUCCACCUCCUUCUUCCCUCUCCUUCCGCUCGAGUAUAUCCCGUUUUUUCGGUUUGGUUUGGUCCCGCAAAUUUUCAAAUAUUUACUUCCUGUACAUCAAGAGGAAAGGGGGUCCCCCUUUCAUGGAAUGCGGAAACAUGGGUCUGUUCGACCGCGGAGUCCAGAUGCUGCUGACCACGGUGGGAGCCUUCGCGGCCUUCAGCCUCAUGACCAUCGCGGUCGGCACGGACUACUGGCUGUACUCCCGCGGGGUCUGCAAGACCAAGUCCAUGAGCGAGAACGAGACCAGCAAGAAGAACGAGGAGGUGAUGACCCACUCCGGCCUGUGGAGGACGUGCUGUUUGGAAGGAAACUUCAAAGGGAUGUGUAAACAGAUAGACCACUUUCCAGAGGAAACAGAUUACGAAGCAGACCCGUCUGAGUACUUCUUGCGUGCGGUGCGAGCCUCCAGCAUCUUCCCCAUCCUCAGUGUCAUCCUGCUCUUCAUGGGAGGCCUGUGUAUAGCUGCCAGUGAGUUCUACAAGUCACGCCACAACAUCAUCCUCAGCGCAGGAAUCUUCUUCGUGUCUGCAGGCCUGAGCAACAUCAUCGGGAUCAUCGUGUACAUAUCAGCCAACGCAGGGGACCCUUCAAAAAGCGACUCGAAAAAGAACAGCUACUCUUACGGCUGGUCCUUCUACUUUGGCGCCCUCUCCUUCAUCAUGGCCGAGAUGGUGGGCGUCUUGGCCGUGCACAUGUUCAUCGAUCGCCAUCGACAGCUCCGAAUAGGGGCGCGCGCAGCCGACUACCUCCAAGGCUCGGCCAUUACGCGAAUCCCCAGCUACCGCUACCGCUACAGACGUCGCUCGCGCUCCUCCUCCCGCUCCACAGACCCAUCACACUCUCGCGACACCUCGCCGGUGGGCCUCAAGGGCUUCAGUGCGCUGCCAUCCACGGAGAUCUCUAUGUACACGCUGCCCCGGGACACCCUCAAGUCCUCUGGCACUCCUACCGCCACCUACAACUCUGAGAGGGACCACAACUUCCUGCAAGUCCACAACUGCAUCCAGAAGGACCUGAAAGACUCAAGCCACACCAACACAGCGAACCGCCGCACCACGCCGGUAUGAGGGAGUCCAUACAGGCCAGGCCAACCCGGCGGAGACCAGGAGACACGGGAACCCCUGUGGGUGCAGUUUGCCCCAGGAGAAGAUGGAUUUCCAUGUUUAUAGACAUUUGUUCUUUUUGUUCAGCUGCAUGACUUUUCCAUUGCCAUUGUUGAGAGAGUUUCAACAAGUCUGCUGUGUUCCUGGAUUGAAUGGCAGAAGAGUGAGAAUGGGUCAGGUUGUCCUGAGAGAGUGAGGUCUGUCAUUUUAUGCGCAGGGUUUGUUUAUGAGGUUCGGGGCACUGGAAGGGAGGGUGGGAGGAGUGGGCAUUUAUGAGAUGAAGAGUUAAUUUCAUGAUUUCAUAGCCCUUCGGUUUGACAAUUUUGCCCCACAAGUUUGGUUGGAGCAACAGGUCAGGCUCCCCCUCAGCCCGCCCACCGCUCAGACAUACACGUCUUUUAUUUAUUGACUCAUUUGUUGAUUUUUUGCAUUAAAACUGUGAAUUGUUACAGUUUGGGAUUCAGUAAGAAUUAGCCCAAUCUGUAAUCUCUAACAAAGGUACUAUAUAUAUGUAUUACUUUUAUAAAUAAAUUAUUACGUUAAUAAUCAAGAGUUACAGACUUUA
Molecule: messenger RNA, 2777 nt
Organism: Scatophagus argus
Lineage: Eukaryota; Metazoa; Chordata; Actinopteri; Scatophagidae
Gene: cacng2a
Product: calcium channel, voltage-dependent, gamma subunit 2a
Exons: 4
Coding region: 1190-2176 (328 amino acids)
Biological process (GO): neurotransmitter receptor transport, postsynaptic endosome to lysosome; regulation of AMPA receptor activity; neurotransmitter receptor internalization
Cellular component (GO): AMPA glutamate receptor complex; voltage-gated calcium channel complex; postsynaptic density membrane
Molecular function (GO): channel regulator activity; voltage-gated calcium channel activity
Source: RefSeq, a predicted model, not a curated record